Hyphopichia burtonii NRRL Y-1933 is the source of this 1092-nucleotide messenger RNA. It is a transcript of the gene CPR6, whose product is annotated as peptidylprolyl isomerase. Gene Ontology annotation, biological process: protein peptidyl-prolyl isomerization; protein folding. The record is from RefSeq and is a predicted model, not a curated record. The coding region runs from base 1 to 1092 and encodes 363 amino acids. Lineage: Eukaryota; Fungi; Ascomycota; Pichiomycetes; Serinales; Debaryomycetaceae. Gene Ontology annotation, molecular function: protein binding; peptidyl-prolyl cis-trans isomerase activity. Gene Ontology annotation, cellular component: intracellular membrane-bounded organelle. The transcript has a single exon.
AUGAGUAAAGUCUUCUUUGAUAUAACUGCCAAUGGUGAGUCUAAGGGCCGCGUUGUUUUUCAACUUUAUGAUGAUAUAGUCCCUAAAACUGCUGACAACUUCCGUGCAUUAUGUACUGGUGAAAAAGGUGUAGGUAAACAAGGUAAACCUCUUUCAUAUAAAGGGUCUGCUUUUCACCGUGUUAUAAAAGAUUUCAUGUGUCAAGGUGGGGAUUUCACCAAUGGUAAUGGUACUGGUGGUGAAUCUAUUUAUGGUGAAAAAUUCGAAGAUGAAAAUUUCACCAAGAUUCAUGAUCGUCCAUUCUUAUUAUCCAUGGCUAAUGCCGGUCCAAACACUAAUGGUUCUCAGUUUUUCAUAACUACAGUUCCAACUCCUCAUUUGAAUGGUAAACACGUUGUUUUCGGUGAAGUCAUCGAAGGUAAAUCAGUUGUUCGUCAAUUGGAAAGAUGUGAAAAGGGUGAACAAGAUAAACCAGUUGAAGAUUGGGUUAUUGCUGAUUGCGGUGAGUUGCCAAAAGAUUACAUUCCUCAAUCCAAAGCAGUUGAUGAUGGAACUGGUGAUGUAUAUGAAGCGUUCAUGGUUGAUGAUGAUAAAAUCGAUGUGAAUAAACCAGAAAGUGUUUUCAAUGCAGUUAAACACUUGAAACAAAUUGGUACAACUUAUUUACAAAAAGGGGAUUUGAAAGUGGCUUUGGCCAAAUAUGAAAAGGGUAGCUCUUUCAUGGAUGAAUAUUUCCCUGAUGACUUAAAGCAAGAAGAUAUUGAUGAAUUAAAUAAAUUAAAAGCCUCCUUGUAUUUGAAUACCUCUUUGGUUGCAUUAAAAUUGAAAAAUGGUAAGAAGACCGUGAGUGCCGCUAACAACGCCUUGGAAUCCGAAGGCAUCGAUGAUAAACUGAAACUGAAAGCAUUGUACCGUAAAGGUAUGGGCCAAUUAUUAUCUAAAGAUGAAGAUGGGGCUCAAAAAAGUUUAGAAGAAGCAUUGAAAUAUGCUCCUCAAGACGGUGGUAUCUUGAAAGGCUUAAAUGAUGUUAAAAUUAGUAAAAAAAAUAGAAAAGAAAAGGAAAAAAAGGCCAUGUCUAAGUUCUUUAGUUAG